Messenger RNA from Staurois parvus, 410 nucleotides. The record is from the annotation of a GenBank genome assembly. Lineage: Eukaryota; Metazoa; Chordata; Amphibia; Anura; Ranidae.
AGCCAAAGGUGCCAGCUCGGUCAUGUGAUCAGCUGUGUCCAAUCACAGCUGAUCACAUCUCGAGAGGAAAGGAGAGCCAGUAUUCGGCUUUCCGCGGAGGGGACAUGUACACUGAUCAUCAGGGCACCAAUGAUCAGUGUGCCCUGAUGAUCAGUGUGGCCCCAGAAGUGCCACCUGUCAGUGUCCAUCAGUGCCAGCAGUCAGUGCUCAUCAGUGCCACGUGCCAGUGCCCAUCAGUGCCACAUCAAUGCCACAUAUCAGUGCCCAUCUGAGCUGCCUUUCAAUGUCACCCAUCAGUGCCAGUCAGUGCCACCUAUCAAUGCCAAUCAGUGCCACCUAUCAGUGCUGCCAGUCAGUGCCACCUAUCAGUGCCAGUCAGUGUCGCCUAUCAGUGCGCAUCAGUGCCGCCU